This is a messenger RNA of Leptopilina heterotoma, 1488 nucleotides long. Its product is annotated as lipase 3-like. Gene Ontology annotation, molecular function: hydrolase activity, acting on ester bonds. The transcript is spliced from 8 exons. Bases 113 to 1399 code for a protein of 428 amino acids. The record is from RefSeq and is a predicted model, not a curated record. Gene Ontology annotation, biological process: lipid metabolic process. Lineage: Eukaryota; Metazoa; Arthropoda; Insecta; Hymenoptera; Figitidae.
UUAAUUUGUCAUUUGAAUAAAUAGGGGCGACACACAAAUCUAUACAGUUUAUUAAAAAUUGUUCCUAAAAGUAUUUUUUGUCAAAUUUAAUGAAUUUGUGAAGUUGAGAAAAAUGUUGCAAUACAAUAAAAAGUUAAUUUUAUUCAUUUUUCUUUCUAUAUGUUCUACUAGAGCAAAAGAUAUUCUAAAGUUCAAUCAUCCCGAUUUUUUGGAUGGAGUUAAUUUAAAAGCUGUUGCUGAAGCAAUGAAGAAAUAUAAUCCAGAUGCUUAUUUAUCUGUUACUGAAUUAGUUACGAAAUAUGGUUACAAUAUUGAGACGCAUAAAGUGGUGACAGAGGAUGAGUAUAUUUUAGAAAUGCACCGAAUAACUGGAACUAAAAAUAAUUCUGAUCCUAAAGGAAAACCGGCCAUCUUCUUGAUGCACGGACUUUUUAUGAGUUCUACCGAUUGGAUUGUAUCUGGUCCAGGCCGAGCAUUGGGCUAUAUUUUAUCCGACGCGGGUUACGAUGUGUGGAUGGGAAAUGCGAGAGGAAAUACUUUCGGCAAGAAACACAUGAAAUAUCCAGUUAAUACGAAGAAAUUUUGGACUUUUAGUUGGCACGAAAUUGGAAGGUAUGAUUUACCAGCAAUGAUUGACGUGAUUUUAAAUAAAACUGGCCAUAAAAAUGUCACCUACAUAGGUCACAGUCAGGGCACGACAAGUUUUUUCGUAAUGGCAUCAACUUUGCCCGAAUACAACAAUAAAAUUAAAACAAUGCAUGCUCUUGCUCCAGUUGCCUAUUGUGGACAUAUGAUUAGUCCCAUCUUUCGAUUUCUUUCCCUAAUCGUUAAAAAAGUGCAGAAAGUAAUGGACUUCUUUGGACAUUAUGAAGUAGCAUUAUCGCCACAAUUUUAUAAAAGAUUCACAUCAAAGUUGUGCGAUACUGAUUCCGCUCUACAACCAGUUUGCAGUAACCUACUGUUCAUGUUUGCUGGUUUUAGUCAAAGUCAAAUGAACUUGACAGAAUUACCUGUUCAGUUGGGUCACACACCAGCGGGUGCAUCCAUUUUUCAACUAAUGCAUUACGCUCAACACAUAAAUAAUAAAAAUUACUUUAGACAAUUUGAUUAUGGAGUAGUUGGGAACCUAAAGAAUUAUAAACAGUUAUCACCUCCUCAAUAUGAUUUAAGUUUAAUAACAACGCCUACAAUUUUCUAUUAUACAUAUAAUGAUUGGUUGGCUCAUGUGAAGGACGUUGACAGAGUUUACAGUGAAUUAAAAAAUCCCGUGGCUAGAAUUCGAAUUCCUUUAAAGGAUUUUAAUCACUUGGACUUUAUUUGGGGAACGGAUGCCCGCAGUCUGUUAUAUGACAAAAUUUUAAGUUUUCUCUCUCGCUAUGAGAAGAAUGUAAAUUAUUAGGAAACAAAAUAAUUUAGAUGAUAAGUUUAUAUUAGUGUAAUAUUAAACAUAUAUUUUUGUACAAUUUUUAAUAAAACUUAAAAUCUUUC